Molecule: messenger RNA, 5190 nt
Organism: Platichthys flesus (European flounder)
Lineage: Eukaryota; Metazoa; Chordata; Actinopteri; Pleuronectiformes; Pleuronectidae
Gene: arnt2
Product: aryl-hydrocarbon receptor nuclear translocator 2
Exons: 19
Coding region: 353-2503 (716 amino acids)
Biological process (GO): regulation of transcription by RNA polymerase II
Cellular component (GO): cytoplasm; nucleus; aryl hydrocarbon receptor complex
Molecular function (GO): RNA polymerase II cis-regulatory region sequence-specific DNA binding; protein dimerization activity; DNA-binding transcription factor activity, RNA polymerase II-specific
Source: RefSeq, a predicted model, not a curated record
CGCACCAGUCGCACUGUGUAACAUUAAUUUAUUCAAGCAGCCCUAAAAUCUCGCGGUGUUACCAUUCAGACAUCUUGCAUUUUAUUAAGUCUGGUCCAGGGAAAAAUCUCCAUAAACAUACAUUGUUAUGCGUGUGUGCAUGUGUGUGUUUUCCACACAGAAACGGGAUUUCGCUGUGUUUUUGAAUCCUGCUCGUUUUUUCACAGUGCGUUAGCGGAUGUGAGGCGGUAGGACCGAGCCUCGCGUGCCAAUCCCGCGGACUUUAGACGCUCUCACACGGGGGCUCUCCACCAGUAUUGUGCGUCAUCUCCAUCGCUGCCGUUCUGAUAUUUUCUUCCUCCGGAGAGGCAACAUGGCAACUCCCGCCGCGGUCAACCCGUCCGAGAUGGGCAGUGAGUUGCCAGGGACAGUAGGGAUGCCCGGAGCAGUUGGUGCAGGCCAGGUUAGGGUGGGAGGUGCUGUGCCAGGUCGCGGGGGCAAGAGGAGAUCAGGAGGAAUGGACUUUGAUGAUGAAGAUGGAGAGGGACCUAGCAAAUUUUCAAGAGAGAACCACAGUGAGAUUGAGCGACGCAGACGCAACAAAAUGACUCAGUACAUCACAGAGUUGUCGGACAUGGUCCCUACCUGCAGCGCCUUAGCCCGGAAACCUGACAAGCUUACCAUCCUGCGUAUGGCUGUCUCCCACAUGAAAUCCAUGAGGGGCACUGGAAACACAUCCACUGAUGGGGCCUAUAAGCCCUCCUUUCUAACUGAACAGGAACUAAAACAUCUGAUCCUGGAGGCGGCGGACGGAUUCCUGUUUGUUGUCGCAGCAGAGACGGGCCGAGUCAUCUAUGUGUCUGACUCAGUGGUGCCGGUGCUGAACCACCCCGUAUCCGAAUGGUUUGGCAGCACUCUGUAUGAGCAGGUCCACCCCGACGAUGUUGACAAGCUGAGGGAACAACUGAGCACCACAGAGAACUCCAUGACAGGACGGAUUCUGGACCUGAAGACAGGAACAGUGAAGAAGGAGGGACAGCAAUCCUCCAUGAGGAUGUGCAUGGGAUCCCGACGCUCCUUCAUCUGCCGCAUGAGGUGCGGCAGUGCUCCUCUGGAUCACAUCUCCCUAAACCGUCUGUCGAACAUGAGAAAGAGAUACAGGAAUGGCCUUGGACCGUCUAAAGAAGGAGAAGCUCAGUACUCUGUGGUGCAUUGCACUGGCUACAUCAAAGCCUGGCCCCCUGCAGGUAUGACUAUACCAGAAGAAGAUACAGAGGCAGGUCAGACCGGGAAGUACUGCCUAGUGGCCAUUGGAAGACUGCAGGUGACCAGUUCUCCAGUCUCCAUGGAUAUGAAUGGCCUGUCGGUGCCCACAGAGUUCCUGUCACGUCACAACUCAGAUGGCGUCAUCACUUUCGUUGACCCGCGCUGUAUCAACGUCAUUGGUUAUCAGCCUCAGGACCUGUUGGGAAAAGAUAUUCUGGAGUUCUGUCAUCCUGAGGAUCAGAGUCAUCUGAGAGAAAGUUUCCAACAGGUGGUGAAGUUGAAGGGACAAGUUCUGUCAGUGAUGUAUCGUUUCCGAAUGAAGAACAGAGAGUGGAUGUUGAUCCGAACAAGCAGUUUCACCUUCCAGAACCCAUACUCUGAUGAGAUAGAGUACAUCAUCUGCACCAACACCAACGUCAAGCAGCUACAGCAGCAGCAGCAGGCAGAGCUGGAAGUUCACCAGAGAGAUGGACUAACUGCCUACGAUCUGUCCCAGGCUCCUGUGGCCAGCGUCAGCAGUGGAGUCCAUGAGGCAGGCAAGAACAUCGACAAGACGGAGGCUCUGUUCUCCCAGGAGAGAGACCCACGCUUUGCUGAGAUGUACACCGGCAUCUCUGGCUCGGGAGAUAAGAAAAUGAUGGUUCCCUCCUCCACAGCUGGAGGACAGCAGCUCUACUCCCAGGGCUCGCCUUUCCAGCAAGGACACUCUGGCAAAAGCUUCAGUUCAUCUGUGAUCCACGUCCCUGGUGUGAAUGAUAUCCAGCCAUCAGGUUCAUCCAAUCAGAAUCUGGCUCAGAUAUCUAGGCAGCUCAAUCCAGGCCAGGUUGCAUGGUCCGGCAACAGACCCCCCUUCUCGGGACAGUCCAGUAAAGCCCAGUCCAGUCCAUUUGGCAUUGGUUCUGGCCACAGCUACCAGACCGACCCGGCCUCCUACAGUCCUCUGUCAUCACCAGCCACUUCCUCUCCUAGUGGCAACGCUUACUCAGGACUGACAAACCGCAGCACAGCAUUUGAUGUGUCGGGGGAAAGCAGUCAGAGUGGAGCCCAGUUCCAGGGUCGUCCGAGCGAGGUCUGGUCCCAGUGGCAGAACCAGCAUCACUCCCAGCAGCCGGGGGAACAGCACACACACCCCAACCCCAGCCAGACAGAAGUCUUCCAGGACAUGUUACCGAUGGCUGGAGAUCCCACUCAGGGAACAGCCAACUACAACAUUGAGGACUUUGCUGACCUCGGCAUGUUCCCACCCUUCUCUGAGUAACCAGUCCCCCUUCUCUCUGUUUCUCUCUCUCUUUCUAUCACUCCCCCUCUCAGAACUAGACUAAGUUUGCAUUCAUCGCUCAUGUUCUGUCUCGUUUUUUCUACCACCAUCGGUCAAAGGUUCAGCAACGCUCCCAUUUUUUCAGUUUUUAUGAAAUUUCAUCAAUUCAAGUCCAGUGAAGAAGCUUCAGUUGAACAAAGGUCUGCAACAAACGGGCCAAGAUUAAUUAAAAAGAAAGUUUAGGUCACCCAACAGUGUGGAUUUCAUAGAAAAUAGACAUUUUCCUGCAGCAGUGGGGAAAAAACCAAGGCUUUAAAUUUGAUACAAACAGUUUGUACAGAUGUUGGUGACUUACAAACCAGUGUGUGUGAAGUCUGUAACUGCAGCCUCUGGUACAUAGAAAAGACAACGCUGAUCUAGGAGGUAGGUCUGCAUAUUUCUAUCAGAAUGGAUAGAAAAAGAAAAGGAAAACAAAUGAAGAUGGACUUAGCUUUAUCCUACAACAUCAUAAUGACAUUAAAUAUUGAAUUAUUAUUAUUAUUGAUAAGAACAGAAGCAGACAGAUGCUUCACAUGAUGAAGAGCAGCACCGUCUCCAGGCCAUGGAGCUGAAGGGGACAGAGGAUGAAACUAAAACUAAAACGUUAGUGGUGAAACUGUGUAGCUUUCUGAACAAUGUUUCAUCUCCAUUGCAGAAAAAACAUCAUGAGUGUGUUCAUCUGCAGGAGAUUAUAUUUAAUUAAAAAACAUUCCCAUGAUCUAUCCAGUAAAAAAAAAAAAAAAACAUUGUUUUUGUUCUAUGCUUUAAUUUAAAAAAAUGGAGGUGUUGUAAAACAUUUGACCCGCAGUGUGUCUAACUGGGUCAUACACACACAGCUGAUGUGCAACACAGUGAAUGUCUGGGUGCACUUGUCAUUUCACACACACAGCCCACAGCGUUUGCCCCUCCCUGAGGCCUACAGUAUGUAUCUGGGAAAAUAGACAUACCUCAUCGUUGUUAGGAGGAGCACUGCGGUCAGAUGGAAGGAACACGAGUGAGCAUCAGUCUAUCAGCUGUUCGUCUGUCGUCACAAGGAUGGACAUUGUCAUUAGCCUUUCUAACAAGCAGUUGAACUCUGUAGCUCUCGGCAGUCAGCACCACAACCAGAGGAGGACAGUCAACAGGUUACAGCUGGAUGUGUCAGACACUGGUGGAGUGGUCCUUUAGAUCCGUGAGAGGUUUCGCCGACAUAAACAUCUGAGAGAAAUGUUGUCCCCCAGACAUCAUUUCUCUCAUAUGUUUAUGUCGGCUCCACGCAGGUGACCACUAUAUAUGACUGUGCAGACAACAUAUUUUCCAGAUGGAAUAAUGAUAUCUGAGGAAAAAACUCAACAGAAUAUGUAAAGUUUUUGAUGCUCUGUCAUGUAGAAAUACACAGGGUGACUAUUUAAUAAAGUAAUGUUGCGCCCGAGCUGCUGCAUUAUAUUGACUUUCAAUGUGAAGCAGAAAAUUGUUGCAAUGGUUUCUGGUCAAAUGAAAUAUCUGCAAUAAAUCUGGCCUGAUAAUUAUUUUUGGUUUAAUAUUUCACUCGUGCAGCUGACAGGUAACAGCAUCCACAUGUCAAUGAAGUGUAAAUAGGCUUAAGUUACACCAUGUUGAUUCAUCAUUACUUAUCUAAGCAGGAAUUUAGAUCUGUGCUUUUCAGUGAAGUUUCUCAAAUGUUUGAGAGUUGUUGCUCAACUGGGAUUGAGAGCAUUACCGCCUGUUUUAAGCUGUUUACACGUCCAGUGUCAGCCCAGACAGGGUGUCAUUUACCUCAUACUACAAUAGGACCCAUACACUAGUAGGAGACCAGUUACCCCCUGGUAAAACCUGCAGUGACUGUAGAGAGCAUCAGUGGACAAUAGGGAUGUCAAUGACGAGAAGUAAAAUGUCAGAGAGCUGAAGACAUUUUCACCUCCAUCUGCCUGGUGCCGCCUCUCACGCACCAUCACUGACUCUGCCAAACAGCAGCAGGUGAGAAGAUGCUGCUGCACUCCACCUUCUGCUAACCUCACUCUCUCCGUCAACCUUAUGAUGUAAACUAUAUGUAAUGAUGUCCAGAUGCGAACACCGAAGGAUUCUAUGUAUACAUGAAACAAAAAAUGAAUAAAAUAAACUCAUUGCAGACAGUUAUUAAGCAAAUGCUUAAAGUGCACUUCAUGAAGCUAACUGCUAAUCUCACCAGCCUGCUUUAUAAGGGAAAAACCGCCAUACCGUCCAAGCAAAUCGCAGUAUUUACUUGUGUAUUUGGUGUUCUUCAGCUCUCGCUACUUGACUUAAUUACUUUAUAAUCUUUUCAACUAUUAAGAAACUGAAUAAUACUUUCUAGCAGGGGAGCUUUUACAUGAUAUAUUGUAUAAUGUCCCUGACAGACGGAUGGAGAAGCGCGAACAGACGUCGAAUCAUUUUGCUAAAGAUCUCAAAUUGAUGUUUUCUUUUUGUAAAUAAUGUGAUUUUUAUGUCGACUCGUGUUACUUUCACACAGUACAUGUUCUUUUGUGUAGGUUUUAAUGAUAUUGUGUGCAAUGUGACUACAUAUUUAACUAUUGGUAUUUAGUUAGUCUGUUCAUUGUACAUUGAGUUCUAGACCUGUACAAAUGGUGUAAAUGUGACCCAUUAUUUUUGUGUAACAAAUUGUGAUUGUGACAAUAAAUUCUUAUUGGUUA